GGCGGGAAGCAACGUGCAUCUUCUCUCGAUCUCCCUCCCUCCUCUCCGCGCCCAUAUAUAAACCCUCUCUUCUUCUUCAUCAGUCAUCACCACCGCUCCUCUCUCUAUCUCCUAAUCCGACACUCGUUGACUUUUAACUCGAAACAAUGAGUGCAUCGGGCUCUUCUGGAUCCAUCCCCUUCAAAUCGAAGAAACGGCUGUUAGAUUCGCCGUCAUCAAAAUCGCAAACCGGAAACCCUAAUCAGCCCUCUGUACCCUUCCCCACGCCGGAGAAGCCGCCGGAGGCCAUGCACACCAGAUCCAGAAACCGAUCCGUGGCUCUAUCGGUGAAAGAGAUUCGCCAGGCCGCUGGAUCUCGUCGCAGAUCUGAAGAUCCGGUUGGUAGGGCUUCAUCCGCCAGGAGCCAGCUCUUGUUUUCAUCCAAUGAUGAUUCAUCGUCUUCCGCCUCGAAACGAAAGAACACUGAUAAAGAUAAACUACCAGAGAAGUAUGAGAUUCUGGGGAAGUUCUUUGAUGCGUUAGACAGUACGAUCGUCUUAUCGAGAUUGCGAGGUUCUAAGCCGAUAUUUUCCAACAUUUCUGGGAAAAUCGAGCAUUUAACCGAAAGGAGGUUUUGUUACAGUCACUUGGCUCAAAUAAAGCAUAUAUUGCCAGAGGCAGUCGAGGUCAAGAGAGUGUUGAUACAUGAUGAAGCAACUAGGUGUAUGAAACCAGAUCUUCAUGUUACACUCAACGCCGGUGCAGUUGAGGAGAAUGGCAAUUCGAAAUCUGAAAGCAAGAAGAAGAUCUCUCUCCGGAAAGUGUUCAGGGCAAGACUUGCAGAUUUUGUUAAAUCUCAUCCUCAGGGUGAUGAAGUUCCAGAGGAACAGCUUCCAGAGCUAUUCAAUAGAAAGAAACCAAAUGAAGAUUCAAAGGCUGAGGUUAAGAGUGCUGGUAAUCUCAUGGAAGAGAUGGCUUCUAUCCCAGCAGCUAAAUUGAUUUCAUCUUUCAUCAAAGUCCCAUCAACUCCAGUCAAUGCUAAACCUCAGAUCAACAUUGCACCAACUGCAACUCCUGCUUUGUCUAAGAUUAACUUGGCCCCAACACCAGUUAAAGCAGAGUCAACUCCAGCUAGAAUACCUUCAACGCCGGCUAAAAUUGACUCAACACCAGUUAAAUCACUGUCAGUUCCAGCUAAUGUACUUUCAACGCCGGCUAAAAUCGACUCAGCACCAGUUAUUGUUGCUUCAACUCCACCUGAAUGUGCCUCAACUCCUGCCAGAGUCUACAGUACAUCACUUGCAUCUCGUCUGCAGAAAAGGAGCAGCGGUGAUACAAGUCCAGAUGAUGUAUCUGCUGACCCACCGGCUAAGCUAGCGAGGCGUUCCUCACUAAGCUCGUCAAGGUCGCUGAACUUUGAUUCUUUUACGGAGGAAGAGGAAGCUGAUAUGGAUGUGACAAAUGCUGAUGAAGACAAUGAUCAAGUACCUGAGGAAGAUGAAUCCAGCGAUGAUGAAAUCCUCAGCAUACUUCCUGAUGAGCUUCGACAAUCGAUUAAAGAACAAGAGAGGAAAGCUAUUGAAGAUGCAAAUCCAGCAAUCUCAGAGGCAAAGAGAAGGAGAAAGAUGAUCGCUUGUCUACCUAAACUUUUCAACGUCAUCCAUUACUUGAUUCAGUCAAUAAGGCGUUGGGUGAUCACAAAAGAAGAGCUUGUGCACAAGAUCAUCGCCGGACACUCUGAUAUUACCGACAGGAAAGAAGUUGAAGAACAACUAAUCUUAAUGCAAGAGCUCGUCCCUGAAUGGAUAUCUGAGAAAAGAUCAUCAAGUGGAGAUUUACUAGUUUGCAUUAACAAGUUGGCAUCUCCCCAAACAAUCCGGUCGCAUCUUGAAGAAGAAAACAAGAAAGCUGUUGCUCCACCAUGCCCUUGAGAUUUGCAGUUCUGUCGGCUGCGUUUUGGACUUUAAAUAUUCGAGAGAGAGAGAGAGAGAGGCGUGUAGAGAUUAGGGAAUAAAGUAUUGAAGUUCAAGUUUGGAGUAGUUCAAGUAUAAGUUAAUGAAAGUGUAGUAAAAGGGUGAAAACAAUAUAAUCUUAUUUAACAAAUCUUACAGAUUUUUUGGUAAAUCAUUUUCCUUGCAACA
Molecule: messenger RNA, 2120 nt
Organism: Brassica napus (rape)
Lineage: Eukaryota; Viridiplantae; Streptophyta; Magnoliopsida; Brassicales; Brassicaceae
Product: CDT1-like protein a, chloroplastic
Exons: 7
Coding region: 147-1910 (587 amino acids)
Biological process (GO): DNA replication checkpoint signaling; DNA replication preinitiation complex assembly; mitotic cell cycle
Cellular component (GO): nucleus
Molecular function (GO): DNA binding; DNA polymerase binding
Source: RefSeq, a predicted model, not a curated record